GUUUCGCCCUUCAGCGUUCCGCCGGCAGGUGGCAGCAGCGGGCUCCGAGGCGUGCCUUCGCUAGGGCCGGCAGCCGCCGCACGGCUCCUGGCCAGCGCCGCUCGGAGCCGGUGCUCCAGUGUCACCGCCGGGCAUCUGCAACCCGGGCCGCACGCUCUGUGGGGCCAAAGUAAUUGUCUCUGACCCUUUACUUUUCAGAGUGACAAUGAAUAUUAUUUUGACGCAAAGAAGCCAUUCAUUGCUCCCCUAUCCUCUCCAGUUCCCCCAUUUUCCCAACUCCUGCAGCGACUCUGGGCCCCUUUCCCCAAGCGGGGUCUGCUCUGAAAACUCCCCAAGCCCCGGCUCCUCCCGAGCCGCGCGCUGGGCGGCGGGCGGCGCUUCCGCGGCCUCUCGCGUCCCUCUCCACAGCGGUCGGGCUGCCUCCGCCGCACCCCGGUCUCCUCAGCCCGCAUUCGCCGUUCCCUGCCCUUCCUCGGCUCCCCCAGGCACAGAGUCGCCGCGCACUCAGCGGCGGCUGGCCCGGGCGCAGAGAGCUGCGGGCUCCGCGGCAGGAGCAGGACCGGUCACCGACAUGCCGCCCGCACGCCUGGCCCCGGAGCGCCGCGGUGCCCACCGCCGCCCCGGCCGCAGCCGCCGCUCCUUCCCGGAGAAGUUGACGCCUCCUCGGGCAGGCAGGGCGGCGGGGGCCAGGACGCUGGCAGCGGCAGCCCGGAGCCCCCGAGCCCUCGGCAGGUUUGCCUGUCCUUCCCCGCGAUCUGAUUGGAUAAAGUGGGGGCUCGACGGUGGCCGACGUGGGACAGUCUGGCUGUGGCAGGGGUCUCGGAAACCAUGGGUUAUUGCAGUGGCAGGUGCACGCUUAUCUUUAUCUGUGGCAUGCAACUGCUGGAUACUGGAGGAAACUUCGGAGACAGAGAUAAGGUCCGAGCUCUGUGAAGACACAGGAUAAUAGUUAUGUUGAAAGCUGCUAGGAUGAAAGUAUACACUAAAGUUGAGUAAUAUGGGUAUUUAUUUUCUAGCUGUAUUAAAAUAUUUUGGUAAAUGUAGAGUCAGUCUGAAACAUUUAUUCUUGUUAAGUUUACAGAUAACUAUUAAAAUUAAUAGCUGAGUCUGGAUUUAAUUUUACUCACCACUGACACCCUCCCGUACUUUUCAUGUUUGCUUCCAAAUGGAGUUUCAUUUUGUUUCACUUUAUUUUUAUUGACAAUAUCUACAAAUUUUCCAUUGGAUAAUUGGAUAAAUAAAACAUAAAAGGGCAAAAGUCUUCUGACAGCUUCUUAGAUUUUCCUUUGUAUUAUAGUUAACUUGGGAUCAGUGAUCUCAGUCCUGAGAAAAUUGUUGGUGAAUGUAGCAGGAGCUGCAGGAAAGGCUGAUCUGUGUUCAGGUGUCUUGGCCCUGUGCUUUGGGGCACUGUGGGGACAGUCUGUGUUCUCCUUGUACCUUCCUUGCCUGAUGUUCCUACAGGGCUUAGAACACCAGAACCAAUGCCCAUACAUUGAUGGAAGGGCAACAGUGGGAAGUGCUGAGGGUAAAAUUGUUAUCAUUUCAUGAAGUUGGGUCUCAGUUCCCACUUCUGUCCACCUUGACCCUUUCCAUCUCAGUUAGAGAAUGAGGCUAAUGUAUGGCAUCCCAAACUUUUGAUCCAUAACAGUAAAGCUAUAUUGUAAAUCUAGCCAUCUAGAAUGUCAUGAUGAAAUGUACACUUAAUGAAGAAAAACAAGUUUGUAUAUUAUAUUUUGUACACAUUUUCCUUCUUUCAGCUAUUAAAACCAAAAUACCAGAUAACUUCCUCUUAUACUCAUUUAAAGCCAGCCUUUUAAAGAUAAGUAGUUGUGUCUUCUUUCUUCCUUUCCUUUCCAUGUCCCUUUCCUCCCCCCAUCCUCCCUCUUUCUUCUUCCCUCUCUUCAUCUCUCCCUCCCUUCCUCCUCUCUCACUCCUCUUUUUCUCAUUUCUUUCUUCCUAUGUUUUGCUCAUAAUGUUUCCUGUUGUAUCAGAAAGUCAUAAAAUAAUUUUGCGAUCUGUCAGCCAGUGUUUCUCAGAUUGCUGUAGCCUGUUUUAAAUAGUUUUGAAAGUAGGGAAACCUUAACUGUUUUCAGUGUUGUGAACUGUAUGUAUAAAUAAAUAGGCAGGAAAUGUGGAUAACUUAUAAACCAAAUUUGCAGUGAUUCUCUGUUGAAAAAUUCAAUAAAUCAUCUUUUCAUCUGUAUUCUUUUUUUUUUUUUUUUUUUGACAGGCAGAGUGGACAGUGAGAGAGAGACAGAGAGAGAAAGGUCUUCCUUUUGCCGCUGGUUCACCCUCCAAUGGCCGCCGCUGCAGCCGGCGCACCGCGCUGAUCCUGGCAGGAGCCAGGAGCCAGGUGCUUUUCCUGGUCUCCCAUGGGGUGCAGGGCCCAAGCACCUGGGCCAUCCUCCACUGCACUCCCUGGCCAUAGCAGAGAGCUGGCCUGGAAGAGGGGCAACCGGGACAGAAUCCGGCGCCCCAACCGGGACUAGAACCCGGUUUGCCGGCGCCGCAAGGUGGAGGAUUAGCCUAUUGAGCCACGGCGCCGGCUCUCAUCUGUAUUCUUAAAAGAAUCAUUCACUCAGCAGAUAUUUGCAACCAUAUUCCUCCUUCCUGUUUUGCUAGCUGGAGAUAUUGUAGUGAACAAGACUGAGUCCCUAGUCAUAUGGAGCUAAUAUCCAUGUGUAGCAUAAAGACCACAAACAAAUCAUAAUAAUGUGGGAAAAAUGUUGGAGAUGUGUGUGUGUUUGUCCAUGCGCACGUGUGUGUGGUGCCAUUUCAUUAGAGUGGACAAAGCAAGUACUUCUUGCAAGAGGACACUUGAGAAAAUCCUGAAUUACGUAAGUCAGGAAAUCACGUAAAUAUCUGGAGGAGGAAUAUUUUAGGCAGAGGGGACAAUACAUUAAAGGUCCUGAUGUGGUAUGAACUUAGAUAAGUUAACAUUUUAACCAUAGAAAUAUUAAAGAUUAGAUAAAUGCAGCAUAUUCACAUUACAAGUAUUCAGUAUUUGCUUCUGAAACUAAAAUAUGUUAACCAGCUCAGUUAACAUAUUAAUUGGUUAUAUGUAAGAAUUAAUAAAAACAUUAUGUAAACCAUUGGUAAUUAAAAUUUUACACAACAGUAUCCAAAUCAAUUAUCUUUGCUUUUGUUGAUGCUUUAUUGAAUUUUAUAGUCCUCUGCACUUCAAGAAUAAUAUUUCUCUGUUCCUUUUAAUUAAGUUAAAUGAACCAUCCUCAAAAAAAAAAAAAAAAAACAGACGUUCUUGGGAUUGUUAUUAGUCAGACAGUCAGACAGAGAAAAAAUAUUAUUAGUAAUCUCGUAAAAUUAUCAAUAUGUCUACUAUAACUUCUGGAUUCCAAGAUAGGAGAAUGCACGGCUGUUGAAAUUAUUUAAAAUGCCUACUGUAGUAUUUAGAAACUCAGUCUCUUGAAAUUAUGGUAAUUUUAUCCUGAUACUUGAAUUUUUUUAAAACCAUAAAUAUUGCAAAAGUUUUCAGAAAUUCAUUAAAUGUUAAUGAAAAAGCUAUAUAUGAUACUGUAGCAGUAUAAGAUGUCGUUAACUUCAGCUCAUUCUAGAAGAUUCAUGCUGAAAAGAUAUCUCUGGAAUGAUAUUUAUUCUUGUAAGGAAAAAAAGAAUUACAUUCUCUUUUUUAAAACAAUAUGGAGGGGCUGGCACUGUGGUGCAGUGGGUUAAAGCCCUGGCCUGAAGCGCCAGCAUCCCACAUAGGGUGCUGGUUCUAGUCCCGCCUGCUUAUCUUCUGAUCCAGCUCUCUGCUAUGGCCUGGGAAAGCAGUAGAAGAUGGCCCAAAUCCUUGAGCCCCUGCACCCAUGUGGAAGACCCGGAAGAACCUCCUGGCUCCUAGCUUCGGAUUGGUGCAGCUCUGGCCGUUGCGGCCAUCUGUGGAGUGAACCAGCAGAUGGAAGACCUCUCUCUCUCUCUCUCUCUCUCUCUCUCUCUGUCUCUGCCUCUCUCUGUAUCUCUCUUUCAAAUAAAUAAAAUAAAUCUUAAAAAAUAAAACAAUAUGUAAAUCUAAGGGCCUGCAUUUUGUUCUAUCUGGUAAUGCUGCCUCCUACAACACCAGCAUCCUAUAUGAGCACUAGUUCAUGCCCCAUCUUCUCUGCUUCCAAUCCAGCUCUCUGCUAAUGGCCUGGGAAAAAAACAGUGGAUGAUGUCCCAUGUGUUUGAGCCCCUGCACCCACGUGGGAUAUCUGGAUGAAGCUCCUGGCUCCUGGUUUCAGCCUGGCCCAGUGUUGGCCAUUUUGGCUGUCUGGAGAGUGAACCAGCAGAUGAAAGAUUUCUCUCUCUCUCUGUAACUCUGACUUUCAAAAUAAAUAAAUAAAACUUAAAGAAAAAUCUAAAUGGAAAGCUCUACCUCUUUUUCAAUAAUUUCUUAGACUACUUUAAUUUUUAAUAUCAAAUCAAAACAAGCAGUUAGAGAUAUUUUGUUUCUUUCAUGUUUUAUUCUAUGUAAAGGACAAAAUAUUUUCAAAUUUUUAUCUGUGUAACCACCAUUACCUAAUACCAAAACCAGCAAGAAUACAAUGAAAAAAAAAAAAAAAAACAAAAACCUGCCAACCAACCAAUAAACCUUGAUGAACAUCAAUGUAACAAUCCUUACAAAAAUAUUAGCAAAUUGGACACAACAGAACACUUAAAAAGAUCAUUCACCAUGAUCAGAUAGGAUUCAUUCUGGGGAUGUAAGGCUGGUUAAACAUGCAAGUCAAUAUUUAUUAUAUACCAUAUCAGUAGAAUUAAGGAUAAAUCAUAUGAUCGUUUCGAUAUAGAGAGAAAAGGUAUUUGUUAAAAUUCAACAUUCCUUCAUAACAAACACUCUGAUGAAAUCAUGAAUAGAAGAAACAUACCUAAACAUAAUAAAGGAAACUCUUUGUCAGACAUCAUAUUGAAUGUGGAGAGGCUGAAGGCUUUGUAAAAUAAUGAGCAAGACAAAGAUGUCCAGUUUCACCACUUUUAUUCAUCAUAGUACUGGAAGUCCAAGCUAGAGCAAUCAGGCAAGAGAAAGAAAUGAAAGGCAUUCACAUUUGAAAGAAGGAAGUCAGAAUAUCACCGUUUGCACAUGACAUGAUCUUAUAUAGAGAAAACACCAAAAAUUGUACCAAAAAUAUGUUGGAACUGAUAAACAGUGAGCAAAAUUUCAGAAUACAAAGUCAGUGUACAAAUUGAUAGUUUUGUUAUACAGUAAUAAUGAAUCCUUUGAAAAAAGAAAUAAAAACCAAUCCGAAUUCAAAUAGCUACCAAAAAAAAAAAAAAAAAAAAAACACCUCUCUGGGAAUAAAUUUAACCAAUGAGGUGAAAGAUAUCUACAAUGAAAAGUAUAAAUCACUGAUGAAAAAAACUGAAGAAGACACAAAAAAUUGAGAAGAUGGCCAUUGGAAGAUUGGAAGAAUCAAUACCACUAAAAUGUGCAUAGUAUACAAAGUCAUUUAUAGAUUAAUUGGAAUCCCUAUCAAAAUCCAAAUUAAAUUUUCACAGAAUAGGAAAACCGCUGCUGAAAUUUGUAUGAAACUCUAAAAGACCCUGCAUAGCCAAAGAAAUCUUGAGCAAAAAGAAUUAUCAGGAGGCAUUUCACUACCUGCCUAAAAUAUGUUAUAAAGCUACCAUAAUUAAAACUGCAUGGUAUUGGCUUAAGUACAGACCCAUAGAUCAAUAGAACAGAAUAGAGACCCUAGAAAUAAACCUACACAUCUAUAGCCAAUGAAUCUUUGACUAGUGUAAGAAGAAUGUUUUUUUUAAAGGGUUAAUACAUUUGGAAUUGUUUAUUCAUUUUCAUCUACUUGAAAGUCCCGGGAGGGGGGGAUUUCUAUCAUCUCAUUCACUCCCAGAAUGCCUGCAUCAGCCCCUAGGAUUAACUCACUACAUAACAAUUUCCACUCUGAAUAGUCUUUUAAAAACAUAGCAUUGUUUACAUUUUAAGAUUUGUUGUUGUUUAUAGUCCUUGCCUAUACUCUUGAGGAGCAGUGUUUUGUUUUGUUUUUUUUUUUUUUUUACUUACUACUUGUUGAAUUUUUAGUGCACAUUUAAGCUUGUGAUUAUAAAGUAAAUUGGAAGCAUGUCAUUGUAAAAAUUAAAAGAAAAAUAAGAAGUAAGAGGGAGGGUAGGAUGGGGGGGUAGGAUAAGGUGGGAAUUUUCAUUAUGCCCUUAGAACCAUAUGUUUGAAAUACAUGACAUUUAUUCCUUUAUAUAAAUAAAAAAGUAAAACAAAAGCAAAAACAAGCAAAAAUGGUACUGAGAAAAUUUGAAAUCCUCAUGCAGAAAAAUGAAACUAGACCUUUAUUUCUCAUUAUGUAAAACAAUCAACUAAAAAUGGAUUAAAAAUCUAAACAUAAGACCUGAAACUUUGAAACUAUUAGAAGAAAACAGCAAAAACACUUUAAGACAUUGGCAAGAAUUUUCUAGAUGAGACCUCUAAAGCCCAGGAAUAAAAGAAAUAAAAAGCAAAUGGGAUUUCAUCAAACUAAAGAGCUUUUGAGCAGUAAAGAAAACCAAACAAAACACACUAAACAACACUGGAGUUAGAGGAAAGGUUUAUUGUCCUUUUGGGGAAGCCCAAGGGCCAGGGGAGAGGGCAAGAGAGUAAGAGAGUAAGAUGUUCCAGAACAUCUCUUGUUAAACCUUUGCCUGGGGGGUUGGGCAGGGAAGUAGGAGCAGAGAAUCCCAUUAGGGUGAGGGUGGAGCUGACACCUGGCUUCCAGCAAUGGUGGUGGGGUGGGGGCUAGAGUUUAGGAUGGUGUCAGGGGGCCUAGAUUGUGCCACAGAUAAAACUGCACCAUUGUACUAACAGAGGUGCCCUACAGUAUGGGAGAAAAUAUUUGCAAGCGAUUCAUGUGAUAAGGCAUUGAUAAAAGAAUAUGUAAGAAACUCAAACAAAUCAAUAGUGAAAAAACAAAACAAAACAAAACAAAAACCCAACUUAAAUCAUUUAACUUAAAAAUGGGCAACUUAAAUAGCUAUUUCUCAUAGGAAAACAUACAAAUGGCAACAGGUACAUAAAACAUGUUCACCUGGCCGGCGCCACGGCUCACUAGGCUAAUCCUCCGCCUAGCGGCGCCGGCACACCGGGUUCUAGUCCCGGUCGGGGCGCCGGAUUCUGUCCCGGUUGCUCCUCUUCCAGGCCAGCUCUCUGCUGUGGUCAGGGAGUGCAGUGGAGGAUGGCCCAGGUGCUUGGGCCCUGCACCCCAUGGGAGACCAGGAAAAGCACCUGGCUCCUGGCUCCUGCCAUCGGAUCAGCGUGGUGUGCCGGCCGCAGCGCGCUGACCGCGGCGGCCAUUGGAGGGUGAACCAACGGCAAAGGAAGACCUUUCUCUCUGUCUCUCUCUCUCACUGUCCACUCUGCCUGUAAAAAAAAAAAAAAAAAAAAAAAAAAAAAAAAAAAAAAAACAUGUUCACCAUUACACAUCAGCAGGGAAAUGCAAAUUAAAAACACCAUGAGAUAUUACCCAUUCCUGUAAGAUUGGCUAUUACCAGGAGAGGGAGGAGGAAGAAGGGUGAGAGCAUGGCUGGGAGGGAGGUAGGGUGGGAAGAUCACUAAGUUCUUGAAUCUGUAUAUAGGCAGUACAUGGAAUUUGUAUAUCUUAAAAAAAAAAAAAAAAUGGGCUGUUACCAAAAAGAAAAAAGAUAACAUGUAUUGGCAAGGAUGUGGAGAAUGGGAACCCUUGCACACUGUUGGUAGGAAUGUAAAUUAGUACAAUCAUUGUGGAAAACUGUAUACAGGUUCUCCAAUGAAAAUGAAAUCCAUCUGAUGAAAAGACAUCUACACCCCCA
Oryctolagus cuniculus (rabbit) is the source of this 7776-nucleotide messenger RNA. The record is from RefSeq and is a predicted model, not a curated record. Lineage: Eukaryota; Metazoa; Chordata; Mammalia; Lagomorpha; Leporidae.